AUGCCAUACACUGAAGAAGGAGCUAUGGUAGGAAAUAUAACAGUUGAUGUAUUGAUAUUAGCAGCUAAAAAGACAGCUGAAAGCAAACCUGUUACCAUUGUAUACACUUCAGGCAUAGGGCUAAAUGGCAACACUGCUGAAAUUAUUGAUGAAAAUCAUGACGAUAUUUCUCACUGCCCAGAAUCUGCAGCUCCAAGAGGGAUAUUGGAGAAAAAAGUCAUUAAUGCUAGCACUGAAAAUCUUCAUGGCGUAGCUUUAAGGGUAGGUUGGGUUUAUGGGAAAAGCUUUGUAGACCAAUGGCUUAAAUUCUGCAAAGUCAACAACUAUAUUUAUAUUGGUGGCGAUAGAGAAGAUUCUCAUAUAUGUUUUAUACAUCAUGAAGAUUUGGCGAAUAUGUACAGAGUUCUUAUAGAGAAAAAGGCUUAUGGACUAUUUUUUGCAGUGGAGCCAGAACCCGUGACCCUUCAAAAUUUGAUUGAAAGAGUGUCAACACUUGGAAACAUUCAUGAAACAGAAAAAGUUAAUCCGUGGGAGCAUUUUUUAGGACCAUAUGGGCUCUUUUUGCUAGGCCAUGAGCUAGAUCAGCAGCUCUAUCCUAAAAGAUUUAUUGAUCUUUACGAUUUUCAGUAUAAUCAUAAAUUUUUGGACUGGAUAAAUUUUUUUCCGUUUAAUCAGAUAUUUUAUGAUGAAAACACAAAAUUUUGGCAAAUCAGAAAUAAUUAA
Blepharisma stoltei is the source of this 723-nucleotide messenger RNA. NCBI's taxonomy places the organism in Eukaryota, Ciliophora, Heterotrichea, Heterotrichida, Blepharismidae. The record is from the annotation of a GenBank genome assembly.